AUGUUUGGUGGUACAUCUUCUGAAACUGCAGGGGAACCUGAAGAACAAGAACAAGAAGUGACUUGUGUUUCUGUUUCCUCUGCUGCACCCGCCCCUGUACAUACACCCCUAGCAGAAGCUGUUCUACUGCAUGCAGAACCAACAGCUGUCGAAGACUGCACAGCAGCAGCACUCCAGGAGGUCUUGACGCUGCAGCUUCAGGCAGAGGCCGAGGUGGAAGAUGACGCAGAGGCUCUGCUCUCCGCCGAUGCAUGCGAUGCUUCUGGAGGCUUUUGUUUAGAACCGGAGGAGGAGCAGCAGCAGCAUCAGGAGCAGCAGCAGCAGCAGCAGCAGCAUCAGGGGGAGGAGGAGCAGCAGGAGCAUAAGGUGGAGGGAUAUCAAACCGACGAGGGAUUACCUGAAGCAGCGAAGAAACAGCUGGAGUCUACUGCUGCCUUUGAUGCUGCUUCUGAGCCAAUACAGCAGCCUCAGCCUCCGGCAGCGCAGCAGCAGCAACAGGAGCAGCGGGAGCAUCCGCAGCAGGAGCAGCAGAAAUGCGUUUCUGCAGAUAUAUCUUCAUCUUCAGGAGGGUCUGAGAGCAACGAACUGGCUGCAUUGCUGGAUGAUGAUGGUUUGUUUGGUGGUGUUGGGGUGUAUAGACAGUCAGGCAGCAGCGCAGCAGCGUCAACAGCCUCCAGUCUUAACUCGUGUCAGUACAGCUCGUUGCUGUCUGGGGGUGCUCAGGGAAUAGGAGGGGGCCCUGCCUUUGCUGCUGCUGAAGGGCCUUCUUGGUGCUCGCAGCAGCAAGCAGCAGCAGCGUACUGCCUCAAGGAGCAGCUGCUACGUGAGGAAGCAGCAGCAGGAAGGCUGCAGGUGCGGCAGCAGCCUAACCCUCACGGUGUUUCUUUUAAACCCAUGAGGCUAUAUUCAAUUAAAGAAGUAGAACAGCUGGCUAUCAAAGUUUGGGGGUCUUUAGAGGCGGUGAACAUCGAGAAAGAACGCAGAAUUGAAGAGAGAUGGCAGCGAAAGAAAAAAACAAAGAUAGAAAUAACUGCAUAUCAAGAACAACAACAAAAACAAACAAAAAAAUCCAGAAAGAAAGAAACAGAAACAGUUGCAGCUGAAACAAAAAGAAGAUUGCUGUCCGUACACCCCGUACUCACCACCUCCGCUGAGGCACAAUGGGAAGAGAUAUAA
This is a messenger RNA of Eimeria acervulina, 1176 nucleotides long. RefSeq lists its product as hypothetical. The transcript has a single exon. NCBI's taxonomy places the organism in Eukaryota, Apicomplexa, Conoidasida, Eucoccidiorida, Eimeriidae. The record is from RefSeq and is a predicted model, not a curated record. The coding region runs from base 1 to 1176 and encodes 391 amino acids. Gene Ontology annotation, molecular function: damaged DNA binding. Gene Ontology annotation, cellular component: nucleotide-excision repair factor 1 complex. Gene Ontology annotation, biological process: nucleotide-excision repair, DNA damage recognition; base-excision repair; UV-damage excision repair.